Messenger RNA from Aspergillus ruber CBS 135680, 1632 nucleotides. RefSeq lists its product as uncharacterized. The record is from RefSeq and is a predicted model, not a curated record. The transcript has 4 exons. Bases 440 to 1585 code for a protein of 381 amino acids. NCBI's taxonomy places the organism in Eukaryota, Fungi, Ascomycota, Eurotiomycetes, Eurotiales, Aspergillaceae.
CGAAAUACUCCACUUCUCACUCCUUAAAUGUGACUGCAUAGUACAAUAAGUAGUGUACAGAGAACAUUUUUUUGCUGUUUAUUACUAAACGGAUUUUAUGCAUUUCUAUCUAGCUUAUAUUUUACACAUUAUAAACUGUGAUCUAUUUUUCAAAUAUAUAUAUAUACACACUAUACAUAUGUUCCGAAGCUAUGUUUAUUUUUCUUUCCCUAGUAUCCGAGGUACUGAAAUGUACAGAAGAUUGGUGUAUCUGUAUCAUUUACAUGUGUGUCAACAGCAUCUAAAAAUAAGAUAAUAGUGAUUCAUUCCAAAGCGGUUAGACAGUAUCUGCGGACUUAGCAGGCAGCAAUAGCAUUGACAGUGCUAUAUACACAUCAUCAUCUCACCACUUUCCGACUGCGGCAUACUCUUUACGACCAACUUGAAUUCUGACAACAAAAUGCCAGCAAAACCAAAUAGCGCAUCAUCUCUGCAAAUAUUGCGGAUCCCUAGAACCGAUGAACCCGACUCCUACGUGCUGCUCCGAGUUACCAAGUCAAGCUCCGACCUGGCAGUCGUUGCCACGGAAGGGGAGAGCCCAUAUACCGGUUAUAUCAAACAGAGUCGACUAAAGAGCCUCCGUGCAAAAAGUUACCAAGGCAGUGACGAAGAAUGGGCUCAGAUUGUAUCAUACGUUUUUGGACAAUUUUCCUCGACAGUUGGUAAACCAGUAUGGUCAUAUGGGAUCGAAGUUUCGGCCAACGUCUCUGAUUCCGCGAAUUAUGAAGACAAAGAGAUAGUCCUGACCAUACGGAAACGAAUCCAAUCUAUAACACAAAGGCUCGGGUCCAUAAGCCUCAAACAGGAUAAUGAACAGGCCAUCGAACUAUUUGAUUGGCUUGGUGUUGCCGCCGCCAGAGCACAUACCUCCGAGGAGCGCUCUUCGUCACUAGCUGAUCGUUGUCGCAUCGCCGAGGACACUAUCCAACAACUGACGAAGCAGCUCGAGGAGCUCGUUCACGCAAAAUCCCACCAUGAAGACCAGCUGGUUGCCAAUUUUGCUCACUUGCUGAACAAGAAGAAGCUCAAAAUACGCAAUCAACAGCGCUUAUUGGUCUCGGCUAAGGUAGACCCAGUCAAGGUAUCUGAGAUACAGGCAGCAACAUCUAAGGGUCGUGACUUAACACAGAAAAACAGGCGCCUAAAGCGCAAUGCUAGAGAAAUGAGCAAAGAUGAAUUAGAAAGUGGAGAUGGAUUUGAAGAAAUGCAAAUGGAUCACGCUGGUAACCAAGGUCGGGAACAGGACCAAGAAACGGACGAUGAAGAGCGUUCAACCCCUCAGCCAUUAGAAGAUGAAGGAGACCAUGGCACCACCACAGACGAAGAGUCUGUCCUGUCACAUGUCGAGCCAGGAAAUGAAAACGAUGGCGUGAAGAAGUCCGACAUAAGUAAUGGUCCUAUGCUCAAGGAUUCUGCAGCUUCUCCGCCGCGAAGAGAACUCCCCUUUGCGAGGCGAGCCCCAAAAAAGGAGGUACAGAGCCAGCCGCACCAAGCAGAAUACGAUGUCGAAAGUACUACUGGAGAGACGGAUGAUGAUGAGUUAUGACAAAAACUACCAUCACGUUGGUUUUUUUUCCCCCCGAAAUAGCACAC